ACGUCCCCUCAUUUUCAAAAUCUCGUUUCAGCCAAUCCAAUGGCUUCCUCCGCGCCCUCUGCACCACCAGCGCCCGAGUCCUAUGCCCAGCAGGAUCACGCAUUCACUGCUACUCCUCCGGGUGACUAUACCCUCCACCACCAACACCACCACCAGCCGCCUUCUUCUAUGGCAGAACACGGGAAGGAAGGUAAAUUUUUUGGUGGGUCCUCUGGUUUUCCACCGGAGACGAAUCCAAAUGUGAUUAGGAGCUUUCAGACUGUGGAUAGGGACUCCAGUGGAUAUAUCGAUGAGAAUGAGUUGCAACAAGCCCUCUCUUCUGGUUACCAGCGGUUUAACAUCAGGACUAUUAGAUUGCUGAUGUUUCUCUUUAAGAAUCCACGCGAUGCUCUGAGAAUCGGGCCAAAUGAAUUUGCUGCAUUAUGGAAUUGUCUUGGCGAAUGGCGUGCAACCUUUGAGAAAUAUGAUAAAGACAGGAGUGGGAAAAUUGAUUUUUUUGAACUUAGAGAUGCUCUAUAUGGGCUUGGGUAUGCAAUUCCUCCUUCUGUUCUACUAGUUCUGUAUUCCAAGUACGAUGAUGGUAGUGGCAGAAACAUUGAACUCAAUUUUGACAGUUUCAUUGAAUGUGGGAUGAUUGUGAAGGGUUUGACUGAAAAAUUUAAGGAGAAAGACUUGCGAUACAGUGGUAUGGCAACAUUUAAGUAUGAUGAAUUCAUGUCCAUGGUCAUUCCAUUUCUUGUAUCAUACGAUUAGUUGUAAAUGAAUCUUUGAUUUCUAGUAUC
This is a messenger RNA of Hevea brasiliensis (rubber tree), 782 nucleotides long. Its product is annotated as probable calcium-binding protein CML48. Gene Ontology annotation, molecular function: calcium ion binding. Bases 40 to 753 code for a protein of 237 amino acids. Lineage: Eukaryota; Viridiplantae; Streptophyta; Magnoliopsida; Malpighiales; Euphorbiaceae. The record is from RefSeq and is a predicted model, not a curated record. The transcript is spliced from 5 exons.